Messenger RNA from Drosophila nasuta, 6383 nucleotides. It is a transcript of the gene flz, whose product is annotated as transmembrane serine protease filzig. The record is from RefSeq and is a predicted model, not a curated record. The transcript has 7 exons. The coding region runs from base 830 to 6139 and encodes 1769 amino acids. NCBI's taxonomy places the organism in Eukaryota, Metazoa, Arthropoda, Insecta, Diptera, Drosophilidae. Gene Ontology annotation, molecular function: serine-type endopeptidase activity. Gene Ontology annotation, biological process: proteolysis.
ACACAACGUAUACAGAGAAAGCAUAUGAAACAGGAAUAUCGGUGCUCCCAAAAAAACCGAAUCAGUAGCAGAAGUAGAAGCCGAAAUAGAAAUGUUUACCAUUUAAGCGUCUCGCGCGCGACUCAUAAAAAUACUCGCACGUCGUGCUCUCUUGCAACGGCACGCUCUCGCUCUCUCUCUCUCGCUCUUCUUCUGGCAACUCUUUGGAAUUCUCUCGCUCUCUCGUGCUAAAGUGAAAGUUUUGCCACACAAAAGUGGCAAAGGUCCGUUAUCUUCUUGGCCAGCGCUUGGCAAACGGGCAACGCUGACAAUCAGACACACGCGGAGCGUUCAGUUGACCGGACGCAUGGCGCUUGUUCAAAUUUCGCAUCGCAUUCGCAUUGUGCAACUGUAAAUUCGCCGAUGUACGCCGUUUAUAAACAUAACAAACCAAUACUAAAUGUAUAAUUUAGUGUGUGCGGUUAACAGUUAGAGUUAUUUAAAUUGUGUGUGUUCAAGUUCGAGUUCGAGUGUUGUGGUGUUUAUUUCGGUGUUGUUUCAAUUCGUUUCAAAUUUUAUCAAAUCGUGCAUGCGACGCGCGUUCGUUGCCUAAGUCUUUCGUUUUUUGCCUAGCGGUACAUUUAGUCGAGAAGUCGAGCGUGCGGCGCGGAAGUUACAAUUUCUUACAAUUACAACAUCCAAACACCACACUCAUUUCGCACUGGCUUCGCUCAAACCCUAACUGAAACUUGUCGACCGUCAGUCUAGCCGGAGUGCCAAGUGUCCCAGUGUCCAGCAAGCGAGCAAGCGAUCAGACUGACCAACCGACAGACCAAACACGACCGCAAACAUGUUUAAGUGGGUUAUGCCGGCGUCGCGUAGAAUCGCGACGAUAACGACGACAACACAACUGGCAACUGCAACAGCAACAGCAACAAGAACAACAGCAGCAGCAACCACAACAAGAGGAACGACAAUAACAAAGCGUCAACUACUUUCCAACGCUUUAACAACUUUAAUAAUAAUAGGCGCAUUAUUUGUGCAGACAACAAGUGGAUUUAGAUCAUCAAUUGAAUCGAAUGGCGGUGGACGCAAAUUGUUUGGUGGCUAUCGCAUUACCCCGAAGCAUUGUCGCGCCACCAAAACGCUGCCCAGCUCCGAUCCUCGAUCAAAUGGACCCACCAUCUGCAUGUUCAAUCAUGAGUGCGCACAGCGAGGCGGUGAAGUGGUGGGCGCCUGUAUGGAUGGCUUUCUGUUCGGUGCCUGCUGUCAGAUUCCGCAGACGCAUGAGUUGGCUAGCACCUUGAUCAAUGAUGCGCAGAAUGCUUACUUCCAGCAACAUCAGCAGCAGCAGCAACAACAGAAACUGCAACAGGCAGCGCAAUCCUCCUACGAGAACUACGGCGAGCAGCAGCAGCAGCUGCAGCAACAGAAGCCACAACAGCAACAGUAUGACCAGCAGCAACACAAGCCACAACAGCAGCCGCAACAGCAAUAUGGUCAACAGCAGGAGGAAGAGCAACAGCAGCUACAGCAGCAAUAUGGUCAGCAGCAAGAGCAACAACAGCCUCAACAGCAGUACGAUGAAGAGCCUCAGCAAUAUGUUCAGCAACAGCAGCAACAGAAACCUCAACAGCAACCACAGCAGCAAUAUGAUCAACACACGUCACAACAACAAUACGAUCAACCAUCGUCACAACAGCAAUACGAUCAGCAUCAGGAGGAAGCACAGCAAGUUAGCGAUGAGCAGCCAGCACAGAACAUCUACGAUCAGCAGAACUUAGACAAGGUCUAUCAGCAAUUGAGCAGCACGACCAGCAUUGGCCAGCACAGUGUGCAGCCAGUUGUCGAGGAUGAGGUGAGCUUCUCUAGCGGCUCUACCGAAGCAACAAAUUCGCAAUCAGCCAGCGUCGAGUUCGAACAGGAUGCCGAGCUGCAAGUGAACAAUGAUGCGGCCAACUUUAAUGAGGUUAAGGUAACGGAACAACCACCAGCAAUUCAUGUCAACAAGCACUCUGUGAAGAUCAACACGUUCUCAUCGCCGCCUGGCAACGAUGACUUUGUGAUGCAAGUGCUGGCUACAUUGCCACCUGAGCACAAUGAUGAUAUUGUGACUUUUACCACCGAGGUGCCCACCAAGAUCUCAGACAGCACCUUGGAUCACAGUUCAGAGUCCAACUCGUUUGAGGAGACACCAGCCACAAAGGCACCUGCUACCACAGCUGCGCCCACGACAGCCAAGCCAAAACCUCAGCCAAAGCCACAGCCCAAACCUCAACCCAAGCCACAGCAGAAGCCUCAAUCGAAGCCACAGGCCAAGCCAACGAUUCCAGCAAAGCCAAUGCCACAAUUGGCCGAGACCAUGAAGCGCCCCGUGCAGCAGAUCAAGGCGAAGCCAAAGCCUGCCGCGCCAUCGAAUAUGCAUCAUCACAAUCAUCUUAUACUGGAUGGCGGCGAGUUCACGCACAGCGAUAUUACACAUCCUGGUGCAGAUGCUGAUCUUGUCGAGGACUUGCAGUUCUCCACCGGCUACGGACCCCAACCAGUCUAUGUGCAGCCACCUCAGCAACAACUAUCAUCGCAGAGCUACACUUCCUCCUCCAGUAGCAGCAGCAGCAGCACUCAGCCUACAGCUGCCACGGAAGAUAAAUAUAUUCUGGUGCCCACCUACAACAAUGAGAAGCGUCCCAAUCCAGUAGCCAGUCAGAGCAAUCCCACCACAGUCUCCUCGAUUACCACGCAUGUGGACUCCAUUGAAUCGAUCAUCCUGCAGCUGAGCAACAGCAGCCAUGGUCCCAGCUACAAUGUGGUUAGCCAGCAGACACCUUCUUAUGGGUAUGCACCGCAGACGGAUCACAGCGAGACAACAGCUACAGUCACAGCACAACCCGAUGGCUACUAUCAACAAAGUCAGGAUGAAGGUGUCAAGUCGCCAGAGCAGGAUUAUGCCUACACCACGAGCCCUAACUAUGAGACCAGCUACGACAAGGUGUCCGACGAGCAGGAUGUUUCCGCUACCGGCAGCCAGUCCGCAGAGUUACCAACACCGCGUCCCACAUACAGCGAGGAUCAAUCCUCAGUGUUGGAUGAGCACACAAUGCCAGCCACUGGCUACAAUGAUGCAGCGAUCCCCUCGGGCCCACAGACCUCGGAGUUCAACAAAAUGCCCGUCAUGGGCAUCGCUUACCCAGUGGACAUGGCGUACCUAGAAAGUGAGUCGGGACAGGCUGAGCUUUCGGGCUAUGGUCAGCUGAGCAGCGGUUCCCAGGAGGCCAACACUGAAGUCAGCUAUCAGAAGAUUACAAACACCUACACGGAGCCACCGCAACCCUCGCCUGCCUAUGUGCGACCCUCGACUGCAGCUAAUCGUCCUGUUGCCUCGUACAUUGGCAUGGUGACAAUGCAGCACUACAACGAUCCGCUGCCCGCCGAAGUGUCCGUUUCGUCUCACACCACCAAGGUGCAAGAGCAAUACGAUGCCAGCUCCGAUGGUUAUCAACAGACGGAGAAGUUGUCCAUUGCCAGUCCAGCACCCACAUCCAGUUAUAUUGCCAGCACCACAACAACGCAGGCACAGCGUCCGCAAUACGAUGCUAUGGAUAGCUCUUCCACACGUCCUGUUCUGAUCACCGCCAGCCCCAAGCCGCGUCCCAAGCCCAGCAGCAAGCGUCCGCCUACAAAGAAGACUCCUCCGGCACAGCCCAGCAAUAACUACAAUCAGCCACAGUUUAGCGAGCAGAACACUAGAAGACCCGCCUAUGACGCAGAGGAAUCUCCUGUGACACACAUACAGAUCAAACAACCAUCGGGCAACUACAACGCGGAACAGGUGACACAACCAGCGGACACGGGUUACCCACAAUCCCAGUCACCAGCUGCCAGUUAUGAUCAGCCAGCGGCAGCCCCUACUGUCAGCUAUGAUCAGUCAUCUUCGCCAGCCGCCAGCUACGAUCAGUCGGUGUCUCCAGCUCUUGACUACGCCCAGCCAACUAUCAGCUAUGAACAACCAGGUCCUGCGCCAGCUCCAGUCCCCGCUCCAGCGCCAGCAGCAGAGAAACUCGGCUACAAUGAGCAACCUGUGGCCAGCUCGCCAACACGCAAACCAGUCUCAUCCAAGCCAAUUUCCACCAGCUAUGUCACGGGUCCAACUACACCACGUCCACCUGCUACCGUCGAUUAUCACUACGACAAGGUACCACCACUAUUCAUGGCCGACGACAAGCUGGAUGCCUUCAUACAGAGCACAGCUGAGAACAUCUUAGGCUCUACGCCAGGCAACUAUCAGCCUCCUUUGUACGCCACAGCCUCGACACCAAUUCACAUCCAGCAGCCCACGAGCAAUUAUGGUGGCCACAAGAAGCCAGGUUUCGUGCAGAUCACACCUAAACCCACUGCCAUCAAUCUGGUGAGCUCCAAUUCUUGGAUCAAUAACAACGAAAACAACAACAACAAGGUGGCUGCCACCACAAACUCUUACAUCUAUGGCCCAAGUGUGACCCGUCGUCCGGUUAGCACACCGGCUGUGGUGAGCUCCAAUGACUUUGAAGAUCCGGGCUACUUUGGCAUGCCAAUCGCCGGCGCGGGCAGCAGUCCAGUUCACGUGGCCUUUACGCAAUCGACAACCGAAACAUUGUUCGGACUUCCCUCUGAUGAUAAACCCGCUUUCCCUGGCUACUAUGGUCCCACACCCACAUAUCCGGCAUUCUCGGUGCCCGGCGAAAAGGUGGGCCAACAAGUGAACGAAGAGACCUACACGUCACCCAAUGACUUCGUUAACUUCCCACCGGUGCGCAAUCCCAAUCUGAAUAUGUCUGCCGCCUCCAGCGCUGUGACCAGCGAUCUGGAGCUGUCUACGCCUGCAUUUGUUGAGGAUGUGGUGCUGAAGGAUAAGAUGCAUACGCUCGUGCACAAAUUGGUUGCCUCGUUGCAGGGCAACUUUGAGGCUUUGGCUGACAUGAUCGACGAGACCAACAAUACCGCAACCACCUAUGCCGCCGGCCCCGUUGGCGGUGCCACAACGAAUGUUAACCGCAAGACCACUCGGAAGCCAGUGCGUGUGGCAACCACAGCAAAGCCCAAGGCUACAACUAAGAAACCCGUGACACGUGUGUCCACCAAGGCGCCCAACAAGAAGACUUCUGCAGUCAGCACGACACGCAAACCGGUGACACGUCGAACCACUAUACCGAGCACUACAACGCGUCGUCCCAGCUCGAAGAAACCCACCAAACGCAUUGGCAGCACUGUGAAAACCACUGCACGUCCAGCGAAUGAUGAAAUCGUAGACGAGGAGGAUGAAGAGGAUGUGAACCCAAGUCCGCAUGAGAAUGAAAUCGAUCAGGGAUCUACGCUCAGCUCGUACGGUGGUGCCUAUGGACGCAAGAUACAAUGCGGCGUUCGUCCACACGUCAAGUCCGGACGUAUUGUCGGCGGCAAAGGCUCCACAUUCGGCGCCUUUCCCUGGCAGGUUCUCGUCCGUGAGUCCACCUGGUUGGGACUCUUCACCAAGAACAAAUGUGGCGGCGUUUUAAUUACUAGUCGCUACGUCAUCACCGCCGCUCAUUGUCAGCCUGGCUUCUUGGCCUCUUUGGUCGCCGUCAUGGGUGAGUUUGACAUCUCCGGCGAUCUGGAGAGCAAACGUCCCGUCACAAAGAAUGUCAAGCGCGUCAUUGUGCAUCGCCAAUACGAUCCGGCAACGUUCGAGAAUGAUCUGGCGCUGCUUGAAAUGGACAGCCCCGUGCAAUUCGAUACGCACAUAGUGCCAAUUUGCAUGCCCAGCGAUUUGGCUGAUUUCACUGGACGCAUGGCCACGGUCACGGGCUGGGGUCGACUCAAGUAUGGUGGCGGUGUGCCCUCGGUGCUUCAGGAGGUUCAGGUGCCAAUUAUCGAGAACAGCGUUUGCCAGGAGAUGUUCCACACCGCUGGGCACAACAAAAAGAUCCUUAACUCCUUUCUGUGCGCCGGCUAUGCCAAUGGGCAGAAGGACUCUUGCGAGGGCGACAGCGGUGGUCCUUUGGUGUUGCAACGUCCUGAUGGUCGUUACGAGUUGGCUGGCACCGUUUCCCAUGGCAUCAAGUGUGCGGCGCCAUACCUCCCGGGCGUCUAUAUGCGUACGACAUUCUACAAGCCUUGGCUGCGCAGCAUAACGGGCGUUAAAUAGGCCACGCCCACUUGGUCAAGGCGCAACAGGCGAACUGUAAAUAGAAGUAGUAGAGUUAGAAACUAGCAGAAAACAAAGUUAAAACAACUUUCAUAUAUUUUGUAAUUCGAACGUCGCAUUCUCGACUCUGACCCCUUCAUGCACAAUCACCCCCUCAAUUCCCCCCACAUACACUGUCAUUAGCUUAAUUGGAAAAGUGUAGCAGCAGUAGGAAAAGCAAAACAAAAAAAAAAAAAAAGAAAAA